This is a messenger RNA of Arabidopsis lyrata subsp. lyrata, 4082 nucleotides long. RefSeq lists its product as uncharacterized. Gene Ontology annotation, molecular function: transcription corepressor activity. The coding region runs from base 217 to 3633 and encodes 1138 amino acids. The transcript is spliced from 9 exons. The record is from RefSeq and is a predicted model, not a curated record. Gene Ontology annotation, biological process: negative regulation of DNA-templated transcription. Lineage: Eukaryota; Viridiplantae; Streptophyta; Magnoliopsida; Brassicales; Brassicaceae.
GUUUUGGUUUCCUCAUCAUUUUGUUGUACCGCUCCGUUGCGCCUCUCUCUCUCUCCUUCCCUUCCUCUCUCUAGCGGCGGAGUUACAUUGUCGGCCACCGAGGAAACCGGCGACAGUGGAUCGUGACUCAUCUCGUUUCUCACACCCCGGAUCCGGUGAUUUAAGGCGCGUUUUGAUGCUUUUCGAGUAACGGAGUUAUCGAUUUAGUGAUCGUUUAUGGAACGGGGUGGUGGUUCCGGUGCUGCGAAUACUUCUCUGAUUUUGAAGGAGAAGAGCGAUGGGGUUGCUAGGACUGUGUCUUCUACUGGAACUAGACAGAAGAGAUCCAGAAUGAUUGUUAGUGAUUCCGAAUCAAGUGAUGAGUUUAUGAAACCACCUCCACGUACAAGUGGCCUUGAUCGCAAAACCCUUGGGGCAAAAGAAAAGUUUGUUGGGAAGAGGGAUCGAAAUGGGUAUGUGAGGAGGAACAACGAGGCGUCAGGAAGUUUUAUGAGGAGGGACAAGUUAGAUGUUUUUGAGUUUGAUGAAUACGAUGGGUUUGAUAGCGCCAAUUUGAUGAGAAAACGUUUUGAUAAUGGCAGUGUUGGUGUUAGCGGAAGAAGCUCUUUUGCAUCCAGAAGGGUUGAUAGUAGUGUGGGAAGGUCUGGAUCAGGCAGGGACCGUCUAUUUGAUAGGAGGAGGAGACACACAUUUGUAAAUGGCACAGGUAGUACGAGCUCACAGGAGGAUUCGAGUAGUGAAUCUGAUUCUGAUGAACAAAUGAGGGUGCAAGGGAGAAACGGUGUUCUGAAGGUGAAGUCUGAUGAACAAACGAGGGUGCAAGGGAGAAACGGUGUUCUGAAGGUGAAGGUCAACAAUAAGACAAGCACUCUUGCUGCUUCAAUCCACCACCAGGACGCAGAAAUAUAUGAGAGACCGCUCUCCUCUAGGAAGGCUCAAAGGCGUGAGAAUGUUGUAGUUAAACCAACCUUUAGGAAAUCAAAUAAUGUGGAGAGUAAUUCAGAGUCAGAAGGGAGCGACGUGCCGAGGAAAUCAGAGUAUAGUAAACCCAAAAAGGAGAUCAAUACCAAAUCAAAAUCAAACUUUCCUGAAUCGGUGAAACCUGACGUGAGAGAGGAAAGAAGAGGAAGGCGUGGUGGUGGAACAGAGAAGCAAAGAUUACGUGAGCGAAUUAAGGGAAUGCUUACUGAUGCAGGAUGGACGAUAGACUAUAAACCUAGGAGGAACCAAAGUUAUUUGGAUGCUGUAUAUGUAAACCCCUCAGGAACAGCAUAUUGGUCAAUAAUUAAAGCAUAUGAUGCACUUUUAAAGCAGUUAAAAGACGAGGGAGUUGAUGCCAGGCCUAGGAAAGAUACUGCUGCAGUUGCUUCAGUAUCGGAGGAUAUUGUGAACAAGUUAGCAAGGAAGGCAAAGAAGACCCGUACUGAGAUGACGAAGAAAUGGAAAAAAAAUUCCAGUGGUAGUGAUAGUGAAAACAAAAGUGAUGGAGGAGCCUACACUGAUACCUCUGAAGAGAGGAUACGUUCAUCCAUAAAGCUGGGUGGGAAAUCGACCAAAAAGGGAAGAAAUGGAAUUGAUUGGGAUGAGUUACACACAAAGAGUAAAAGAUCAUUAUAUUAUAAAAGUGCAAGGCCAUCCUCUGGAUCCGAUUCACAUUAUCUACAUGGACGAAAAAGCAAAAAAAUUGGAAGAUGUACUUUGUUGGUGCGUAGUUCUAAGGAUAAAAAGAAUCCAGCGAUUGACGGGUUCAAUCCAUACUCUGGAAAACGGACAUUGCUCUCUUGGUUGAUUGAAUCUGGAGUUGUUCAACUCAGACAAAAGGUGCAAUACAUGAAGCGUCGAGGUGCAAAGGUGAUGCUGGAGGGAUGGAUAACAAGAGAGGGGAUUCAUUGUGAUUGCUGCAGUAAAAUUCUCACAGUCUCCAGGUUUGAGAUUCAUGCUGGGAGCAAGGCAUGUCAGCCUUUCCAAAAUAUUUAUCUGGAAUCUGGCGCUUCUCUUCUUCAAUGCCAAGUCAGAGCGUGGAAUAUGCAGAAAGAUGCUACGAAUGUUGGUCUCCAUCAAGUGGACACUGACGGGGAUGAUCCAAAUGAUGAUGCUUGUGGUAUCUGCGGAGAUGGUGGAGAUUUGAUUUGCUGUGAUGGUUGUCCAUCAACAUAUCAUCAAACCUGCCUAGGUAUGCAGGUGCUUCCUUCGGGUGAUUGGCAUUGUCCAAAUUGCACAUGCAAGUUUUGUGAUGCAGCUGUGGCUUCUGGUGGCAAGGACGGAAAUUUUUUAUCAUUACUUUCCUGCAGCAUGUGUGAGAGAAGAUAUCACCAAUUAUGCCUGAGUGAUGAAGCUCAGAAGGUUCAAUCUUUUGGUUCAGCUUCUUCAUUUUGUGGGCCUAAGUGCUUAGAGCUCUUCGAAAAGUUACAGAAGUAUCUUGGUGUCAAAAAUGAAAUAGAAGGUGGCUACUCGUGGUCUCUUAUACAUAGGGUGGACACUGAUUCAGAUAUAAAUUCUCAAUUGUCGGCACAAAGGAUCGAAAAUAAUUCAAAGCUAGCUGUAGGGCUGGCUAUCAUGGAUGAAUGCUUUUUGCCCAUAGUUGACAGAAGGAGUGGGGUAAAUCUGAUUCGCAAUGUCCUUUAUAAUUGUGGAUCCAAUUUCAACCGGAUAAAUUAUACUGGCUUCUACACUGCUAUCCUAGAGAGAGGAGAUGAAAUUAUAUCUGCGGCAUCUCUCAGGUUCCAUGGUACGCAAUUGGCGGAGAUGCCAUUUAUUGGAACCAGGCACAUAUACAGGCGUCAAGGAAUGUGUCGUCGCCUUUUUGAUGCGAUUGAAUCGGCUAUGCGUUCUCUCAAGGUUGAGAAAUUGGUUAUCCCUGCCAUUCCAGACUUCUUGCAUGCAUGGACUGGUAACUUUGGAUUCACUCCUCUUGAUGACUCAGUUAGAAAAGAGAUGAGGUCCCUGAACACAUUGGUAUUCCCUGGAAUAGACAUGUUACAGAAACCGCUGCUCCAUAAAGAAAACAUUAUAGCUCCUGCAGCUGCAGGUGAUGCCAUGAUUUCAGAGAUAGAGACAGAAAAGAAAUCAGAAGUUGCCUCUUCUGUUGAAAUUGGUCCAUACUCCGUUGAGGGUACUGAAUGUGUCGAUGGUGCUGCAAACUGCUACAAGGAUAUUCUUGCUUCUGAUGAAGACAAUAUUCUGGUACCAGUUGAAACAGCCAUGGGCACGAUUUCCAAGUCGGAGGAUGAGUUGAGUAGACAUUUUCGCGCUGAAGAAUGUGGCAUUAGCUCUUCUUCUUGUCAGAUCACAUUAAAGUCUGGCACUAAGCACGUAUUAGGCCAUAUAUGUGAUGAUACAGGAUCAUCAUGUGAAGAUGGCCUUACGGAUGUGAAUGUCGAAGCUGAUGCUAGCUUACUCUCUCAGGAAAUCCAACAAGCAUCAGCUAAUUUUCAGGUUGAAAACAACCUCUCUUUAUCUAUUUCUGGUAGAGGAUCAUCAGAUUUGAGCUCUAUCUCCCAAGAAGCCAAGAGUGAACAUACAUCUUCGAAAUUAGACGGGUUUCCUUCAUGUAAAGACUAUAACAUACUCGGUCCUGGUGCUAAGUUGGAUAAGUCGAAAGAUGAUGCAUUCGCGGAUGGUUUUCUUUUGUGAGGGGAAAAACCCUUGUUCUCGGGAUGAAAAUCUGAGCUCUUCAUUGAAGUUUCAGACCUGUUCUCCUAGAGGAGGUAUAACUAUAACAUCUCCCUGGAUUUGUUUUGACAUUUGGAUUGUCAUAACUUUCAAGCUGCAUUAUCCAGCAGUCGAGAUUCAGUUUCAUAUAUCCCAUAAGAGAUUUGUGAUGAAGGUAUAUGCUUUAUGCUGUAUUACACCCCCCCUUUGAGCUGCUAAUGAUACUGUAGAGUGGAAAAGCUUGUGAUAAUAUACUGUGGAAUUACAAUAUCUUUCAAGCCUGAGUGAUCUCAUAUUCAGCUCGAUUAGUGUGGAAAGAGUCCUGUUGUUGUUAUCUUUACUUGUAUUUAUUAUUCACCCAGAUUCAGGGUUUUACAACAUUGUAUUCUAUGAAGUUCCAGUAAUAUAUUUGGAGCCAUUCUAGUUUUGCA